Messenger RNA from Solanum pennellii, 2423 nucleotides. Its product is annotated as vacuolar fusion protein MON1 homolog. Lineage: Eukaryota; Viridiplantae; Streptophyta; Magnoliopsida; Solanales; Solanaceae. The transcript is spliced from 14 exons. Gene Ontology annotation, biological process: vesicle-mediated transport; protein targeting to vacuole. The record is from RefSeq and is a predicted model, not a curated record. The coding region runs from base 330 to 2183 and encodes 617 amino acids.
UAUAUAUUUCAGAUGUGUUAUAAAAUAGGGGUCCCUAUAUCGGCAAUUUGUGCACUGUGCACUUUCCCUAAUCUAAGCAAAUAGCUUUACCACUCGAAGCCCAAAGUUGUGAGAUACUGAACCCGGGUCCAACUGUUGCAGGCGCUCUACUUCGGCGAAGUCACCUACCGGUCAGAGAAGUGACUCGCUCUGUGCCUGAGGAAUGGUAGGAGGAAAUGGAUAUUAACUCCAACUUCAAUCAUUGCCUAUGUUAGGUUAAUUGUCUAUCCUACUGAAAUCCUGACGAUUCUGUUACUGUUUUCGGCUCCCGGUCGUUGACAGUUCUCACUAUGCCUUCCGAUGCUGACUUAUCGGACGAUGAUCGAAAACCUAAGGUUGGUCCUAGUGCUAACUCCAUCGAUCAGUCUUUGGACGCCAUCGAGAAUCAAUUAUCAUCGAUUUCAGUUGGUCAAUCCGAGUACGAAUCCGAAGCGGAUUCUGACGAUGAAAUCAAGGAACCUUCGUCAUCGAAUCAGGAUAAACUGAAGGAGCUCCCGAAUGGACUGUUGAAUAAGAAUUCCGGAACGGAUAAUUCUGAGGAGCUUCCUCCUAUGAAUGUGGUUGAAGAUGUUAGCUCUUUCGUACCCGUGUGGAGGAACAAUUCUGAAGAAAUGGAGGCUCCGGCAAGUCCUAGUAGCAGUGGCUAUGCGGGUGAAAGAGGGAGUAGCAACGCUAGUAGUAGGGACACUGGCAUUGAGGAGGUCGAUGGUGAAAUUCUUGAAAUUGGCAAGGGUGAUUCUUUUGAUGGAGGUUCGAACUCUCAGGUGCAAUGGCUUCCUGGGAAACGCCAUGGCAAUGAGGAUGAUGCUUCUAUUUCCUGGAGAAAAAGAAAGAAACACUUCUUUGUCUUGAGUCACUCGGGAAAGCCAAUAUACUCGAGAUAUGGAGAUGAACACAAGCUUGCUGGAUUCUCUGCCACUUUGCAAGCCAUCAUUUCAUUUGUUGAGAAUGGGGGUGAUAGAGUCAACUUGGUCAGAGCCGGGAAACAUCAGGUUGUGUUUCUUGUAAAAGGACCUAUUUACUUGGUUUGCAUAAGCUGUACAGAAGAGUCAUAUCAGUCAUUGAAGGGACAACUAGAGCUCCUUUAUGGUCAGAUGAUACUUAUUCUUACGAAAUCUCUGAAUAAAUGUUUUGAGAAGAACCCUAAAUUUGACAUGACUCCUUUGCUUGGAGGAACAGACGUCGUCUUCUCUUCACUGAUCCAUUCAUUCAGUUGGAACCCAGCUAACUUUCUCCAUGCUUACACAUGUCUUCCACUUGCUUAUGCAACAAGGCAAGCUGCUAGUGCCAUCUUGCAUGAUGUAGCUGAUUCAGGGGUUCUGUUUGCCUUAUUAAUGUGUAAACACAAGGUUAUCAGUCUUGUUGGUGCACAAAAAGCAUCUCUUCACCCUGAUGAUAUGCUAUUGCUCUCCAACUUUAUUAUGUCUUCUGAAUCAUUUAGGACAUCAGAAUCCUUCUCACCAAUUUGCUUACCAAGAUAUAAUCCCAUGUCAUUUCUACAUGCUUAUGUGCAUUACCUCGAUGUUGACACAUACUUAAUAUUGCUUACUACAAGUUCAGAUGCCUUUCAUCAUCUUAAAGAUUGCAGGAUUCGUAUUGAAAAGGUACUUCUGGAGUCCAAUGUACUUAAUGAAGUUCAAAGAUCCAUGGUAGAUGGUGGCAUGCGUGUUGAGGAUUUACCUGCUGAUCAUGGUUCUCAUUCUGGAGCAGUCUCGCAUCAUCUGGGUCAGCCUGGACAAACUAGAGAAUCAUCCGAGAGAUUUUCUGAAGCAUUCAUAGGUGUUGGUGGUCCUGCUGGACUUUGGCAUUUUAUGUAUCGAAGUAUUUAUCUUGACCAGUAUGUCUCGUCGGAGUUUUCAUCACCAGUAAAUAAUAGACAACAGCAGAAAAGGUUGUAUAGAGCUUACCAGAAGCUUUAUGCAUCCAUGCAUGACAAGGAAAUUGGACCGCACAAAACUCAGUUCAGAAGGGAUGAAAAUUAUGUUCUACUGUGCUGGGUUACUCAGGAUUUCGAACUUUAUGCAGCAUUUGAUCCCCUGGCAGACAAGGCUCUAGCUAUUAAGACUUGCAAUCGAGUAUGUCAAUGGAUCAAGAAUAUAGAGAAUGAGAUUUUCUUGUUAGGAGCCAGUCCUUUUUCAUGGUGAUUCUCUCCAUGUUUCGAAUUCCUUGCAAUAAGCUUAUGUUGCCUCAUUUCUGCAGGCUUCCAAUUUUUGUGGUUAUUUAGGAAAUGCCAAUUGUAGUUUAAAGUUUGGCAGUCAAGAUAUGAAUUGGUCUCACUCUAGCCGUCGUUUUAUUUUCGUUUGUACAAUUUAUGAAAUUUUGUACCUUAAUCUUAAUGCUGUAUCAAAGGUUUAUCAUGUUCUAUAUGUACCCAUCUUUUUUAA